Messenger RNA from Daucus carota subsp. sativus, 1448 nucleotides. RefSeq names its product cis-prenyltransferase 4, chloroplastic. Gene Ontology annotation, biological process: polyprenol biosynthetic process; plastid membrane organization; response to cold. Gene Ontology annotation, molecular function: ditrans,polycis-polyprenyl diphosphate synthase [(2E,6E)-farnesyl diphosphate specific] activity. Bases 27 to 1028 code for a protein of 333 amino acids. The transcript has 3 exons. The record is from RefSeq and is a predicted model, not a curated record. Gene Ontology annotation, cellular component: chloroplast stroma. NCBI's taxonomy places the organism in Eukaryota, Viridiplantae, Streptophyta, Magnoliopsida, Apiales, Apiaceae.
CACAGAAGAGCUUGGGAUGUGGGCCCAUGCUCCUUUACCGUUCAGUUCAAUUUCCCUCCCUACAAAUAUCUAUCUUAUCAUCAAUCUUUCCCUCCAUUUUAACAAUGCUUUCACUCUUUGCCCAUCUCUCACUUACUCCAUCAAGCCGACCCGAUAACCCGACCCACAACCCCAAACUGCAUUCCAACCCGACCCAUCUUCGUAAAGACCCUAUUUUGACACGCCAACAAAACGAAUUUGACCUCGCCGGUAAAAACUAUUCCGGCGCCGGAGCUUCGCCGGAGGAGGAAAGAAGUUCAAUUCCAGAUGGUCUCCGGAGGGAAUUGAUGCCGGAACAUGUGGCAGUGAUUAUGGAUGGAAAUAGGAGGUGGGCCCGGAUGAGAGGAUUGCCUUCCGGAUCGGGUUAUGAAGCGGGUAUUCGGGCUUUUAGGGUUUUGGUGGAGCUUUGUUGCAAAUGGGGGAUUAGGGUGCUUACUGUUUUUGCCUUUUCUUCUGAUAACUGGGUUAGACCUAAAAUGGAAGUUGAUUUCUUGAUGAAUUUGUUCGAAAAGGGAAUUAAAGCUGAACUGGACAACUUUAUGAGGGAGGAUAUUAAGGUAUCUAUAAUUGGGGAUCCAUCUAAGCUCCCGACGUCACUGCAGCGUUUGAUAGCGCGUGUGGAGAAAAACACAAAGCAUAAUACUGGACUUCAUCUUGUUGUUGCAGUUAACUAUAGUGGGAAGUACGAUAUUGUGCAAGCUUGUCAAAGUAUUGCUCAGAAAGUAAAGGAUGGCCUGAUAGAACCAGAAGAGAUUAAUGAGUCAUCUAUUGAACAAGAACUUGAAACAAACUGUGCUGAAUACCCGUACCCUGACCUCCUUAUUAGAACCAGUGGUGAGCUUAGAGUGAGCAAUUUCUUUUUGUGGCAAUUGGCCUAUACAGAACUAUUCUUUUCAAAAUCACAUUGGCCUGAUUUUGGAGAAGCUGAUUUUGUAGAGGCUUUAGUUUCUUUCCAGCAGAGGCAGAGACGCUAUGGAGGAUAUAAAUAGUAAAGUACCACAGAAACCUAAUGCACACUUUCCUAAAUGAAAGUAGUUCUUGGUGAGUGUCUCGAUGACUUGAGCAGUUAAGCACUUGCCAACUUGAGAUCAAAAUUCAAGAAAGAUGCUGAAUUCAACUGAAGGCCAUUCAUAGAUGAUUGAUUCCUUAUAGUACAAGAGCCUUGUUCAGAAAGGAUAUCAAGAGUAGUUUGUACAGAUUUUGGAGUUCUCAGCAACACUAGGGCUUCCGCGAACUUAUGAUAAAGAAUAGAUGGGUUCGAGAAUUCAACUCCGAGGCAAAACAUGGAUUUCAAAAUAUAAUUUUCCGUGAAGCAGAAUCUGCCUGCACCCCUAGCAUCUGUUCAUGACUGCUCUCCCGGAACCUGACAAUGUACAUGAUAAUUUUUUGAGUAGUAAACAUUUUGUAUA